AUGGUACUCCAAUGGCGCGUUGGCUCACCAGUUGUUCUGAAGCUUAUACUGGCGGUAACCGUUUGCCUCAUCCUGUACAUCAGCCAACAUCCAGCCCUCGACAGAUUCGAUCACCGCAUUUCGAGCCUCGACUUGUCCCUCAAGCUCCCCAAAGAAGGUCUGAAUUUCGGCAAUAACAGCGAUCACCAUGGCUUUUACUCCUCCGACGCCGCCGACCGAUUCUGCAAGCACCAUGGUUACCCCGUCUUCACUCCUCAAUCAGAGACUGGCCAACGAAAGGUGUACGACCUGUUCAUGGUCAAUACGGAGCUCGACUGGAUGGAAAUUCGCUUGAACUCUACAUACAACUACGUUGACUAUUUUGUCAUCGUCGAGUCCCCAAAGACUUUCACCGGCAAGCCCAAGCCACUCACUAUCAAGGAGAACUGGGAUCGGUUUAAGCCUUACCACGACAAGCUCAUUUAUCACGAGCUCGAAUUUCCGUCGACCUUUAACCCUAGGAGAUCCUGGGACUACGAAGACUUGCAGCGCAACGCCAUGUACACCCAAGUUCUACCCAGACUCGUAGGCAAGCAGGCCCCAGUGUACGGAGACGUCAUUCUCGUCGCCGAUGUUGACGAGAUUGCCCGACCAGAAACACUCCUGGUCCUGCGAACGUGCCAAUUUCCCCGUCGUCUCACCUUGCGCAGCCGGUUUUACUAUUACAGCUUCCAGUUCCUACACACGGGGCCUGAGUGGGAACACCCGCAAGCCACCUACUACCAGGGCUCACGCACACUCCUGCCGGCGAACCUCCGAAUGGGAGAUGGGGGUUUCAAGCCUCUGUACGAUCUCGAGAAAUCGAACCUCGCAAACGCCUGCUGGCACUGCUCCAGCUGCUUCGCCACCGUCGACGAGUUCCUUACCAAGAUGUCGUCCUUCUCUCACGAGUGGAUGAAUGGCGAAAGGUUUCGAAACAAGGAUCGCAUAGCGGACGCCAUCAGGAACGGAAAGGACCUAUGGGGCCGUGCCGUUGAUCAGUUCGUGCGCCUGGAUAAUAAUACAGACAUGCCGAGCAUCCUGUUGGACGAGCAGGAAAGAUUUGGGUAUAUGGUGAAUCGGGAUGGGCCCUCAGCGGGUUUUACUGACUACCCAUGA
Messenger RNA from Colletotrichum orchidophilum, 1137 nucleotides. Its product is annotated as glycosyltransferase family 17. The transcript has a single exon. The record is from RefSeq and is a predicted model, not a curated record. Bases 1 to 1137 code for a protein of 378 amino acids. NCBI's taxonomy places the organism in Eukaryota, Fungi, Ascomycota, Sordariomycetes, Glomerellales, Glomerellaceae. Gene Ontology annotation, molecular function: beta-1,4-mannosylglycoprotein 4-beta-N-acetylglucosaminyltransferase activity. Gene Ontology annotation, cellular component: membrane. Gene Ontology annotation, biological process: protein N-linked glycosylation; N-acetylglucosamine metabolic process.